Molecule: messenger RNA, 7786 nt
Organism: Hemicordylus capensis (graceful crag lizard)
Lineage: Eukaryota; Metazoa; Chordata; Lepidosauria; Squamata; Cordylidae
Gene: GSDME
Product: gasdermin E
Exons: 11
Coding region: 372-1889 (505 amino acids)
Biological process (GO): programmed cell death
Cellular component (GO): cytoplasm
Source: RefSeq, a predicted model, not a curated record
ACGCCCCUUUGAAAGAGCACGCUUCUCCCCGCCCAGCCAGUCGAAAGUCAGCAGAACUGGGGAGGAGAAGGAGGGAAUCCCGGGGAGGCGUGGUCACAGCCGUGGCCGGCCGCUCCUGCCUGGAGUGACGGGCAGGAGCAGACAAUGAGCUACGACGGGGUUGCUGGCCUGGAGAACCUGAGGGAGGCUGCCGGGUUCGCAAGGAACAGCGGCACGCGCGCGCGCCCCUCUUUUUAGCAGCAGCCCAUGGAUGAGCCCAGUAUUCAUUGGAUGACUGAUUCCAAGAAGAACAUUUUCUCUCUGUCAGCUUUCUCCACUUCACCUGUACUUCAUAACUCUUAUCAUGUACUGAAAAGAAAAAUCUUCUCAGGAUGUUUGCAAAAGCGACAAAGAAUUUUGUGAGAGAGAUUGACUGUGGAGGAGACUUGAUCCCUGUAUCCCGCCUGAAUGACUUGGAUAAAUUGCAGUUCCUGAACUUCGUGACAAAGAAGAAGAAAACCUGGUGCUGGCAAAAGCCAAAGUACCAUCUCUUGUCAGUCACAUUGAAUGAUGUGCUUGCUGAAGGCGAACCUGUAAAACCAGUUGUGGUGGAAUCUGACUUUGUGAAGUAUGAAGGAAAGUUUGAAGACUAUGUCACAGGAAGCAUUGAAACUACACUUGGAAGGAUCAGUCUAGGAGCCGGAGGAAAGGGUGUUGUGAAAAGUCAGUCAUCUUUUGGAAAUUUAAAAAAGCAAGAAGCUGACUUGAAGAUGCUUAUGAAGGACCUCAAGGGAAGGACAAUAAAUCUACAGAACACACUGCUGCAACAAGUACUUGAAAGAAAGCAUGAAGUCCUUUGUAUCCUGACAGAAAGAAUAAUAACGACUCAGAAAUGUUUAAUAUCUGAAACCAUUCAGACAGAAGAAAAAAUUGCUGGUAUGGUGGGAUUGAGUACAAAAAUUAUAAAGGUAUCAGUGAGUGAAAAUGGAAAUGUGAUAAAGGACUCUAAUGUGAUCUUGGAGAUCCCUGCUCCCACAGCUAUUGCUUAUGGUGUAAUAGAACUGUAUAUAAAGCGUAACGGUCAAUUUGACUUCUGCCUGCUUCAUGAGCAACAAGGUGGCUUUGAAAGAGAGAGCACAGAAAGGCCAUCCUAUCACUCUUUAGCCUUCAGCGAUGCCAUGUUCCUCCAUAUGGAUGCUGUGGAUAAUGAGAAGCAGUCUGGGCCUGAAAGCCCUAUCCCCAGUGGAGCUCCAUUAAGCAUAUUGAGAAAAGAUGCCUUACAAUUAAAGACCCAGUUUCAGCCCUUUACAAAGCUCUCAGAAGAAAAGCAGGAAGCUUUAUACCAAAUACUCCGAGAACUACUGCUUCAUGAAGAAAUGGUGACUCAGCUGGAGGACCUGCUGGAUAACAUAUGCUUAGAAGAUCAUCGCGAACUCCUAGUCAUGACAAAGUUAAAGCCACCAGAACAGCAAAAUAUAGAGGAGUUCUUGAAGUUACUUGGAAUCAAUUUGCAGAAUGAACAGUUGAUACGGAAGGAGCAACUUCACAACAAGGACCACUUCUUAGCUGCUCACAUUCUCCUCAGUGCUGUGGCAGAACUGUCAGAUUAUGCACUUGUCUUGCUGCGUGCCUGCUGUGAUCUCCAGGUUGUUCCUACCCUAUGUUGUUUGCCUACCAUGACCUCACCAGAUGGCACGUUGACACUUGCAGAUCCAGUGCUGGCCCCACUUGAUGACCCAGAAAAGUUUCAGAUAGUGCAAAGGCUGUUUGCAUUAUCAAACAUUAACCUUGAAAAGACAGAGUCUUCUGUACAAGCUGUAACCAUGAAAAAGCCCAGUUUUUCCCCAAUCAUUCUUUAUAUAGCAUUAUAUGGACUUGGUGCAUUAGCCUGUAAAACAGCUCAAGCUUGAAGUAUCAGCUUGGCUGGCUUAACUGUAUACCUGAGUGCACUAUCUCAUGUGAGAAUAAAUCUGGCCGAUUUGCAUCCGUGAAAUUGGAAUGUUGGCACAGACUGUGUCAGAGUUGAAACUGUAUCAGUGAACAAAUGUGGGGGGGUGGGAAGCUAUGCAAAGCUACUUCAUUAGCAAUACCUUCAUAUGCUUUUAAUACGCUGGUAUCCAUUCAGUGUCCUCUAAUAUGAUUGCUCUCCCAUUUAGGUCUUAUAAGCUGAAAGCACUUAGGGUCAGUUUGGAAGAUACUUUGUGUUCUGGCCCCACCACAUGCACUAACUGUGUCAGGGGAGGAUGAUAGCACUCACACACUAACACACACACUUUGCGCUUUUCCUAAUUGUUGUGUAGGGGGACAGUUCUACCAAACUCCUCCUGUACAUGCUAGAAUUAAACUAGUGGCUUACAUCCUGCUCACUGCAACACAGGUAGUGCACCACCCAUGCUGCUGAAUGUGUGUGUACACUGUCUGUGGUAAAGUUGUGCAGAUGCAGUUGUGCAGCUCUAUGCCAGAGUGGAGCUGCAAUGGUGCCCAGCUCUGUCGAUAGUAUUUACAUGCACGCAGCAGGCAUGGCCACUGCUUCUGCCACCCGCGUUGUGUUGCACAGGAUGUGAGCCCCUCGUUUAUUUCUAGCCUGUGUAAAGGAGUGGUUUGGAUAAACAUGUAAAACAGGGAAACACUAGCCGGUCCUCACACAGCAUCUGUGCGCUCUUUGGGGCCGGCAGUUCCCCACUCCCUCCUGCCCCACUCUCUUGCUCCCUCCCUCUUGCUCCACUCUCUCUCGCCCUCUCUCCCUCUCCCUCCCACCCUCUCUCUCUCACCCUCCUUCCCCCCUCCUGCCCCACUCUCUCUUGUCAUCCGUCAUCCUCCACCUGCACUGAGCAUUUUAAGGCAGCGGGCAGCCAUUUUCGGCCGGACCUCACUGCCGCCACAGGCCCUUCUUUCCAGGUGGUGGGUGGCCGAAAAGGGCCCCACUGCCGCUCCUCCUCCUGCGCGGCAAACAGGAAAGUCCCGCCACCUGUUUCCCUCCCACGCCGGCCUCCAACGGGCGCCUCGCCUCCAGUUGGGCCCGCUGCCACCUGGCCUCCGCGGCCGGGCCUGCCGGUGACCAAUCCUCCUGGGUGCGCCUCAGCCAAUCAGGUGCCUCCGCUGCCCAGCCACUUAGCUGGGUGCUGGGACGCACAUUCCAAGGCACACCCAGGAGAAUUCUAUAUAUUUUGAUGUGUUAAGAGGGGGAGAAAGGACAUGUGCAUUAAUGGUGUGCAUACAUCCUGAUCACAUGUGUUGGAUCUUCCAAAGCAGCCCUUAUUCUGCCUUUAAGUAGUCCUUAUUGUUUACUGUGUUUAUAUGUACUAAACUGGUCUGUUUGUCAGAAUUCCCUGGUAGAAGCAGAGUACGUUCAGCACUGACCUAGUUCACUCUGCUUUGAGUAAGUGUGUUUCACAAGAGUACAUAGCAAGUUAAAUUCUUCCCCUUCUUCCAUAAUAUUUAUGCACCUUGACUCAAGAAUGAGUUACAUUAGCCCUAUUCAGACAAAAUGUUGUACAAGUGUAGAUACCUGCAAACUCAUCCAUGGUCUUCAGAACAGCCCUGCUGGAUCAGGCCCAAGGCCCAUGUAGCCCAGCAUCCUGUUUCACACAGUGGCCCACCAGGUGCCACUGGGAAGCCCACAGGCAAGAAGUGAGGGCCUGCCCUUUCUUCUGCUGUUACUCCCUGCAACUGGUAUUUAGAGGCAUCCUGCCUCUGAGGCUGCAGGUAGCCUAUAGCUAUUGGACCUGUCGUCACUAUACCUGCAUUCAUUUAAAAAGUGAACAGGCCCCUCAGUUGCAUGGUACAGACAGCAAAUGUACUCCUGUAUGUGUUUUGAUAACUGUACUUGUGUAUGUGGUACGCUUGUACAAAUGUUGAACAUGUACCUAGGGCUGGUGAGGAUUACUUUUAAGUAAGUGUGCAGAGGAUCGUUGCCUGAGAGUAAGAGGCUAUAACUUGUAAUAAAGGGCUGCACAACCUAGGCCCUCCUGCAGAUGUUGGACUGUACUCCCAUCAUCCCUGACUACUGGCCACUGUGACUAGGGUUAAUGGGACUUGUACUCCACAAACCACUGGAGGCCUGAAGUGGUGCAUCCCUGCUGCAAUAGACUAGCUGUUAGCAACUACAUGUAUCACUUGGUGGUAAUUAUGUGCUGCCAGGCUCCAAAGAGGGUGGACAGGGAUAGAUCAGUGCACAACAUUUCCAGCAGCAGACUCUUGGGGAAAGGCUGGCUAGGUGGUCCCAAUCAAAGACUGACAGGCUGCCUACCAUGCCAGAUGUGGAGCUUCCCUCUCUGAGCAAGGGUAGGCAAGCAGGGCACAAGUCAGCCUCAAACAGCAAAGAAGGUUGUGUGCAUAUGGAUGUAGUGCUUAAGGGGAGAUGCAGGAGAGGGAAACCGUAGUAAUGUUGAUGCUAUGACUCGCUGAGAGCACUGUGUAAAUGACUGCAUAUGCUAUGUAAAGCUGUGUUUUGGUAGACCGUCUUCAGGUCUCAAUCUGCCAUUGUGGCAGUGCAUCUGUGCCACAGGCAAAGGUGCCUGCCAUGGUGGGAGGAGGAUGGAGUGCUGCUGCUCCCGCUAUCAGUCAUCCUAACUUCUUGUGCCUCAGUGAGGGGACCUGUCUGUAGGAACCCAUGUCUAAGAUGGAUCUCUUUCUGCACUAUUUGUUGACUAUAUUUGUCCCCAGCUUGCUGACCUAUCAUAACUCCAAUCUCCUGUCUACAGGGCCUUCCUGAUGGCUACAAAGUGUGGGAUUUUGAACAAUUCCACACAAGCUUCAUGUGCCACCUUAAAGUCUACACGCUUGUGUAUGUAGCCUUCAAUGCUCCUUCACACUCCGAGCAGGACUUCAUGUGAUUUCUGCAGUGCCACCUGCUGACCAGCUCUUACAUUUAGAGGACUCAAAAUCCCACAUUUUAUUGCCAUAUGGAAAGACCCUACUCCCUCCCUCAGCUCAAUCUCCCUUGCUCCUAGGCCCACCCCACCCCACCCCUCAGUGGCUUCUGCCUGUGCUACUACCCCCUAUCAUCCCAUUUUCUCAGUUCCUUCUUCCCUCUGUGUUUUUCCGAGGCCGCUUUCUACUUCUUCACGUUAGAUUUGUAAACUACAUAUAUUAAUUACUUCCUCUAUUCAACUUUCUGCUCUUUUUCAAGCUCCCUGGGCUCUCUUCCCUCUGAUAUUCUCAGCUAUGACAUUUUCUACCUUACCAGCAUAAUUAUGCUUUCUGUCCUGUUUUAGCCAAAGCUCUAUUCAAUUUCUAAUGCACUGAAUUGUUGUGAACACUGAAUGGCUGAUAUCUAUUUAGCAUUUAAUCUGUUAAAGGAAUUUAUAAUGGCAGGAUUUCAUCCUUAGGAAAAAAUAUUUUACUUUAGUCAUUCUUAAAAUCUAAAACUUUCCAAGAACUCUGAAAAAAUACUAAGCAAUAUUCAUAAAGUAAUGGUACACAUUAGUGGGAAGAACAUCUUUGCUAUAGUGCUUCUAAUAUGUAAUGCAGCAUUUCUGAUUUUCCCAAGUUUACUUGACUACAUAUUCAUAUAUAACAAUAUAGAAUAUAAAAUAUUUACUUGGCUACAUAUAUUUACUUGUUAAAACUUUCUUUUAACAAGUUGGUAAGACUAUAAGGUUGCUCUCACAAUCAGUACCAGGGAGGGCGGGCAGUGGGGAAAGCAGGGUUUGACCUGCCCCCACCCCUUGAAAAUUGCUCUAAUUUUCAGUGCAUGAUCCACACACCCUUACGUUCAAGUGCAGAUCUCUGGAGGCAGGGGUGCCGCAUCCUGGCCUUCGGAUAUCCCACAAUGUACCAUGUGAUAAGCAUGGUGCAGUGGGCGAUACCCCCAGGAUGGGUACCCGUUGCUUUAUGCACUUGGCCUGCAGGCAGCCUGAGCACACACACGAUCCUGGGUGCUGGGGUUAAGGGUGCACUUGCACCCUUAUCCUUGGCUAAAGGCCAGGCUUCAAAGUGGGGAUAGGUGGAAAGCUUACCAUAAAGCUCUGCUGCUGCAGCAGGGAACCCAAAUGUGUUUGUGUGUAUUCUCACAUGGAGCCAAAAAUUCCAGGGAGCUGAGGCCAAGACCAGGAAUGAAUAAAGUGAACUCCCUGGCCGCUGCUAUCUCCUUCACAAACCACAUAUUUCACCUUCUCUUUGGCUGUCCACCCCUUAUUUCCAGUAACUAACUGGUCCUUGUGGCUCUAGGCCUUUCUACCCUUUUCCCUGUUUAGCCUCUCCAUAGCUUGUUACCCCAUUCCUUUACAGUCAAGCUGUGAUGCCUGGAUGGCAUCAGCACCAGCUACUGGAUAGUAGUGUUUAAGAAUCAUUUCACCACAGCAGCUCAAGUAGCAGCUAGGUUAGCUUGUAGAUGACAGGCAACAGCAAGUUUCCCCCCAAUAUUUUUUUUAUUUCAUAUAUACAAAAAUACUUUAUUAGGAGUUAACAGGAAUUCACAGAUUUGUACAUUUCAGAAAUCUUUUUUUACAGAACAUGACUUAAUGUGAAAACAAGAUUAAGAGGGACAAUUGUAACAAAAUUCAAAUUGAAAUUGUGGUGGUACUUCAAUUUUUUCUAUGUUCUGUGCUUGAGAGUAUUCUAAAGUGAUCAUUGUGGCAGAUAAACAACAUCUUUGACUUCCUUUCUGCAGUACUAAAGAGCAAAGGUGCCCUACAAUAGAGUUCAAAAUUUAAACAUAUAUUGCACAAAUAAUGGGCCAGUUCUGACAAGCACAGGUCCCCUACAUGCAGUAACAGGGCUGUGUUGAGAAUGCACCCAGCCUGAUAUCACUGAAGGACAUGUCAACAUGUUCUCUGUGUUUAAACAGAGUUUUGCAGUUCAUGUAGAGGGGCCCCUCACACACAAUUAUAAGAUAUGCCGAGAAAAUGUCAGCAUGUCUUUUAGUGACUUUGGAGCAGGUACAUUCUUGGUGUGGUCACGUUAUCACAUGUAGGGGGGCUGGUGGGGGCCAUGUUCAGUCUGAACGAGCCCAAUGUGUUCCAGCAUUGAUGCAUAUGUAGAAACCAAGCUGACAGAUGCUGAACAGAAACCAAAGUUUCAAGGGUUGUAUAACCUUAAAGGAUAGUUUUCUGCCACCUUUAUGAACACAAGAUGUGCACAGAAAGUAUAGUACUUGAACCACGUCACAUUAAUUCAAAAUGCAUGUCAUUGUCUUCUAAUAUACAAGUUUCAGUACAGAUGCCUGUACAAAAAGGUUUGUUUUCCUGGCAGUGCACUACCAUUCAAAGCCUAAACCUUUUUUACUGUCUGGCAUAGAUGUUGGUAUGUGAGAGAAAUUAGUGAUGUUUUAGGUCAGCCUUAGUCACAGAAAUCCUCUUGUCCUUAAACUGAAAGAAGUCACAGCUAGAAAUGUCAAUUGCUGGAAGACUUAUCAUGGUUCUCUGCCAGAUUGCUGAAAAAUCUAACAAAACCAACUUAUUCCUAUUUAGUAAGAAGAAUUUCAGUCUCAAGAGCACAUAAUACCCUUAGCUGCAAGAAGCUGAGAAACAAUACUUAUGUCCACAACUGAGGCCAUGAUGAAAAGUUUACAUAGUGUUUUGCCAAGGAAACUCAUGUGAAUCAAAAUAAUUUUAAACAAAAAAUGGGAUACAAUUAAUCCAGAUAUCUAAGCACCAAAUAAAAAAAAUGCAUUAAAUCUUCAAUUGAUGUAACUAUAAAGCUUGUGGCUUGAUUGUGGUUUACUGCUCCUAAUUUUCUUUAUAGCCAUUAGAAGAGACAAAUCUCUUCCUGUAGGAAAGGGAUGUCUGGUUCUCAGUUUAACAUUGUAUUUUUAUUUCAGUAGUAGCUGUAUUCAUAUUGUUCUUAUUAAACUUGUUUUUCUCAA